ACUUUCGCACACGACUCUCGCGAUACGGCCGAGGAAAUAUAACAACACACACACACAUACACACACGCAUCAGGCGGGGCCGAUCGGUCGAGCUUGUCGUUGGAAAUAUCAAAAGUCGAUUUAUCGCCGGUUUUACGGCUCUUAUGCCUCGGCGCGUAUAUUUUUUAACGUAUCAAUUCGCGCGCGUUUACGAUCCGCCUUAUCGCGGGAACCGAGGCUCAGUUCAAGCUUCUCCGCACAGUGCGCGCCGCGCAUUCUCUCUCGCGCUCGCUCUUGGAGACGAUGGACUGGCUGCCGACGCUGCUCGCGCUCCUCCUGCUCGGGGGACUAGUGUGCCGGGCCGAUGCCGCCGCGCUCGAGAGCUCGACGAUUCCAGCCGAACCGGAGGACCCGGAAACAUCCACGGUACCGAUCACGUCGCUGCGCAUGUACCACUUCGAGCCUCCAGUCAAGCGCAGAUCGUUCAAGCCCGCGCCGAGCCCGAAACCGGCCGAAGAAGAGCCGUCCAACCGUACCCUCGAACUGGUGCAGCCUCGCUCGGGUAAGCUCCUGCUGCCGGUACCGCCUUCGCACUGCUACCUGAACGAGACCAAGGCCGACGACGAGGAGAUCGUCGGCUGGCUGGCCGCUCUGCCGGCCGAUCGGAAGCUGCGGCUCCUCAAGGCUCUGGGCUACGACCCGGCCAACUGCACCAGACCGCGGCGUCGAUGCAGCAAGAAGACGCCGCCCGCGCUCGCGAAGCUGCCCACGACGACCCCCAAGGCCGCCGAGGAGCCCCCUGCUACGACCACCAGCACCAGCACCACCACCAGCACUACUCCGGCGCCCUCUACGAGCACGAGCACCACCACGACGACGACGACGCUGACGCCGGAGACGGAGGAGCUGACCACCACCAGCAGCACCACCAGCACCACCGAGUUCGCCCCGAGGAGGAGGAUGCUGACGCCGACGACCACCACUACCACUCCCGGCAGUAGUGCCAGCACCAGCAGCAGCACCACUACCACCACGACGGUGGCGCCUCCGCCGAAGAAGGAAAAGUCCAAGUGCAGGAAGAAAAAGAAGGCCGCGGCCAAGAAGCUGAAGGAGACGAAGGAGUAACCGAUCGAUCCAGGUUGGAUUUUGAGCAAUAAAAGGAAAUUUAUGUGACUAA
This is a messenger RNA of Nasonia vitripennis (jewel wasp), 1156 nucleotides long. RefSeq names its product flocculation protein FLO11-like. The coding region runs from base 283 to 1104 and encodes 273 amino acids. The record is from RefSeq and is a predicted model, not a curated record. Lineage: Eukaryota; Metazoa; Arthropoda; Insecta; Hymenoptera; Pteromalidae. The transcript is spliced from 2 exons.